Molecule: messenger RNA, 1287 nt
Organism: Vitis riparia (riverbank grape)
Lineage: Eukaryota; Viridiplantae; Streptophyta; Magnoliopsida; Vitales; Vitaceae
Product: protein DMR6-LIKE OXYGENASE 2-like
Exons: 4
Coding region: 31-1092 (353 amino acids)
Source: RefSeq, a predicted model, not a curated record
UCUGUUUAUCUCCCUCAGCCGCCAAUCGCCAUGGCCACCGCCACUCCAAACCUUCUCCAACCUCCUAACUUUACAUGCGUCAAAUCCCUAUCCGAAUCUUCUGCUCUCACCUCCAUCCCUUCCUCCUACACCUUCACCACUGAUCCCAAUCAACUCCUCGCUUUUGAGCCACAGCACUCCAUCCCCAUCAUCGACUUCUCCUUACUCACCUCUGGUGAUGCUGAUCAACGCUCCCGAGCCAUCCAGGACCUUGACAAAGCCUGUCUGGAAUGGGGCUUCUUCAUGUUGAUCAAUCACGGUGUGCCGGAGAGUCUGAUGACGGGGAUGAUUGAGGCGUGUAGAGGGUUCUUUGAUCUGGCGGAGGAGGAGAAGCGUGAGUUUCAGGGGACCCACGUUCUGUCUCCGAUCAGGUGCGGCACAAGCUUCAAUGCUAGGGUGGACCAGAUUUUGUUCUGGAGGGAUUUUCUGAAGGUCUUCGUGCAUCCACAGUUUCACUCUCCCAGCAAACCAGCGGGCUUCAGUGAGGUUUGUCUAGAAUAUACCCAAAGAAUCAGACAAGUAGUUGGAGAAUUACUUAAAGGAAUAUCAAAGAGCUUGGGAUUGGAAGAGUGGUAUAUAGACAGGGCCAUGAAUAUGGAUUCAGGUUUACAAAUCCUCACUGCCAACCUCUAUCCACCCUGUCCUCAGCCAGAAUAUGCAAUGGGAAUGCCGCCUCAUUCAGACCACAGCUUCUUGACCAUCCUCAUACAGAAUGGGAUUGGUGGGCUUCAGGUGCAGCACAAAGGACAAUGGUUCGAUGUGAAUCCAAUCCCCAACUCCAUUUUGGUUAACACAGGCGACCAUCUUGAGGUUUUGAGCAAUGGUAAGUACAAGAGUGUUUUGCAUCGAGCGGUGGUGAACAACAAAACCACUAGGAUAUCAUUGGCUCUUUCAAAUGGACCAUCGCUAGACACAGUCGUUGAACCAGUACCAGAGCUAAGUCAUCCAUUGAAAUAUGUUGGAAUGGCAUAUAAAGAAUACUUGGAACUUCAACAAGGAAACAAACUUGAUGGGAAAACCUCCUUGGAUCGAGUCCGAAUCAGAACAAUGUGAACUUCAUCCCCAUGCCUUGCAUUUGAGAAUAUUGGUAAUAUCAAUACUCAAAUAAUUUAAAAUGUUCUUAGAACAUGGAUAAUAUGUAAAUGCUAGGAAUUGCUAAGGAACAUUUAUGCUUUUAUUUAUUGAUGUUAUGGUGGAUGUUUUUGUGUGAUUUGAGAGAAUAAUUAAUGAAAUCAUUUCUAUCUUCUA